AUGUAUGGUCUGCUCCACCUGAGGACGUCCGACGCCAAACGAGACGGCAGCAGCGACUACUUGCUGUUCAAUCCUCGCCAGGCGUUUCUGCGCCAGGCCCUGGUGAUAUUGGCCAACACCGGCGAACGCGUCCGGCGAGACGUCACCCUUUCCAAUCUAAGCAUGAGUGUCCAUACCCCCUUGCUACACAGCGAGCAAUUGCCGCCUACGCCCAGUCUAAGCGCCCGGGCCAGCUACUACUACCACCACCCGGUGGUGCGGCUGGUGCUCAAAGCCAGCAUCGCCUAUUUAAUCGCUCUGCUUGGCGUCUACUACACUCCCUUCAACAACAUGUUGGGGCAAACGGACCUGAAACACGUCGUGGCGACGGUGGCGGUGUAUUUCCACCCGCUGCGGCUGAUCGGGUCGAUGCACCAGACGCUCGGGUUUGCCGUCGUGUGUAUCUUGUACCUGUUCAGCGUGUCGGUGCUCUGCCGGCUGCUAUCGCUGUACGUCUACGGUUUAGGGCUUGACGAGCUCGCGCUGAUCAUUGACUUGGUGGUGUGUUCGACGGCGCUCGGAGUGGUGGCGUUUUUCAAGCAGCGGGUGAACAAGGCGACGUUUAACACCGCGUGCUCGUUGCUGAUUAUUUCGUUAGUUGGGUGUAUCAUCAAGGAGGGCGCCACCAACGCCGGCGAGGUGCCGUUGGACAAAAUCGACGCCCUGCUCCGCGUCAUCUGCUGCGGGUGUGUGAUCACGGUGGCGGUGUGCUACUUGGUGUGGCCGGUGCGGGCCGUCCGCAGUCUCCGCAGCCUGCUCAACGACCUGUACAACUUGAUGAGUGCCUGUCUUCUGCGGGCGGUGCUGGGGUUCCUCACCGGCGAACGCCUCACCCCCAAGGAUCUCGAGGUGUUUAAAGCGCUUAAAAAGAACGUGCUGCUGCUCAAAAACAACUUGGCCGAGCUGAAGUACGAGUUGCGGGUGGUGGGGCGCGAGCAGGAGUGGCGGGUGCUCGAGGAGCUCGUGGCGAUGACCAUCGAGCUCACCAACCACAUCCUGGCGCUCAAGACGUCGCUCGACAUCCAGUACCGCCUCUUGGGGUCGCCCCACUCGGAAACCACCCUGAUUGAGCUGUUGGACCUGUACACGCUGGACAUCUUGCGCCUCAGUCAGCUGGUGGAAAACUUGACGUUCAUCGAGCUGGGGGCGUCGCUGCUCGCCGACAACGAGGCCGAGAACUCCCGCCAGCUCUUCGAGAUGUUCUGCUACUACCUCUCGCCGCUGAUCAAGCUGUUUGUGUUCACGGUCAAGGGGGUGUUGGGCCAAGUGCCGUUUGAGAAGUACCGCGAGGACCAGCCCCGCAAGUUCGCCUCCACCGCCCACUUGCAGUCGGCACUAAACGACGCGCUAGACCUCUUCCGCCUCAAGCAAGAAGAGCUGUUUGAGAAGCUCUACGCCCAGGACUUGUUCCACCAGCCCGCCGACUUCAUCUUUAAAGCCGACCAGGAAGAAGUGGCGGCGUGUUGCGGCAACUUCGUGCUGAUGCUUCUGCUCUACGGCGAAGGGUUGAUGAAGUUCAUCAAGCUUUCCGAGACCUAUGAGGACUGCCGGGCGCUGCUGCGGCGAUGGCCGUGGCUUAAGUUCUGGAGCAAGCCGCCGUCGCCUAUCUUAGUGCGCAACCAGAGCCAGACGCUCCACGCCGCCAUCACUGGGUUCCAGAACCAGAUCAGGUAUAGCCGGCGCCCGCGCCCGCCCGCCACCCCACCGAGCUGGCGACUCUGGAUGUGGCGCCGGCUCCGGGUAUUGCGCCGCGUCGACGUCCAGUACGGCAUCCGCGUCGGCUUGGGGCUGUUUGCCUUGGGGCUGUUUGCCUUCUGGAAGGCGACACGGACGUGGUUCCUCGAGUGGCGCAUCGAGUGGGCGUUGACGAUCUACUGCAUCAUGAUGAACAAGCUGUUAGGCGGCACCACCUCCACCGUCAAGUGGCGGUUCAUCGGGACGUUUUUGGGGCUGUUCAUCGCCUACGUGGUGUGGGACGCCUCCGACGCCAACGUGUACGCCCUCGCCAUCGCCGGCUUUCUAUUAGCGAUCCCGUCGUUCUACAUCAUCAUGUUCUGGAAACAGAACAACCCCUUUGGCCGCUUCAUCCUCUUGACCUAUAACUUGACGGCGCUUUAUCUGUAUCUGAUGCUUCAGCACGACAACGAGGACGGCAACGAAGGCGGCGAGAACCCGAUCAUUGCCGCCAUCGCCAUCCACCGGUUCAUCGCGGUGCUGAUCGGCAUUGUGUGGGCGAUCUUGAUGUCGGUGACCUUCUUCCCCAACCUGGCGCGGCUGCGCUUGAAGACGGCGCUCGUCCUCCUCUGGCUCCGCAUGGGGAUCGUGUGGGACCUGAACCCGUUGGACUCGGAGCACGGGCGCCUCAUCGGCCUCAAAGGAUCGCAGGACAUCCAGCUGUUGGUGGCGGAGUGUGAGACCCUCGCCAAGCAGGCGGCGCUCGAGUUCCGCUUGAAAGGCCGCUUCCCCAAAGUCGAGUACGAUACGAUCAUCCUCCACUCGCAAAAGAUUGUCGAUGCGUUUGAGAACUUUAACAUUAUGGUCAAAGUCGACCCCCGCCUCAACUCGCUGGAGGCGGCGGUGAUCACGCUGCUUGCCGGCGAACGGCUGGAGCUCGAGCACCGCAUCUUCCUCAUCUUCUACACGUUGGCGAGCGCGGUCAAGCUCGGGUUCCCCCUCCCGCUGAAGCCGGCGCUGCCCGACCACGCCAAGGACCGCAUGCUCUACCAGUUGAGUAAGAUCCGCGGCGAGCCGGCGACGCCGUUGCGCAACGAGGACUUCAUCCUUCUUUACCUGUACAUCCUCGUGUCGACGGUGAUCGUCGACGAGUUGGACGACAUCAUGGCGAUGGUGCGGCGGUUGUUGGGCGACAUCUCCGAGGAAAUCUUCGAGCUCGUAUGA
Molecule: messenger RNA, 2937 nt
Organism: Diutina rugosa
Lineage: Eukaryota; Fungi; Ascomycota; Pichiomycetes; Serinales; Debaryomycetaceae
Exons: 1
Coding region: 1-2937 (978 amino acids)
Source: RefSeq, a predicted model, not a curated record